AUGAACGCGCGCAACUCCUUCCUACGACUUCCUGUCGAGGUCAUCCAUCUUGUGCUAGAGCUCGUGGCGGUCUCUCUCGACGGAAGUCGCCUCAAGAGCAGCGGAAGAUCUCUCCUGCAGUCCUACUGGCGCACUCUUGCCACCGCCAGCAGUGACCUCCUCCCCGUCUCCCACACGUGCCGCCGCUUGCGCACAAUCACGCUUUCACACCGGACGUUAUGGCGUACUGUUAUCGCAUCCACGAACUUCUACCACCCCUCGUUGAUGUCUCGAAAUGAAGAUAUUCCUCUGAUCGUCGUCAUUCCUACUUCACACAAUUACUUCAAGAGCUUGGAUCAUUUCUAUGCCACCAAAAGCCAUCGAUUCCAGGCUCUACAUCUGAGCGAUCUCGGACAUCGCCACUACAACUCCUUCAGAACCCUCUUUUCAGGAAGCUCGAUGCCUAUACUUGAUCGCUACUCCGUCGACGGAAGGUCUGGGUCUCUAAUGAAAUGGCCUUCGGACGCACUGCCGAUACCCGAAGGGUGCGCCAACAGUCUUCGUGUCCUCUCAAUCAAAGGGGUUCCCCUAACUCCGUCAUGUCCUCUUCCAAACCUCACCCAUCUUGCGUUAUGGGCAGUGGAGACCACGGGUCUCUAUCGCAAGCUCCCAGACGUUCUUCGGCAUUGUCCCAGUCUCGAGGCUUUGGCUUUGAUCAGAAUACGAGACAAAGAUGGAGGAAACUUCCCGCUUCUAUCGACCCCUUACAUUCCGUCGUAUGACGACUAUCCCGAUCUGCUCCCACGUCUCCGUCGAGUUACAUUCGCCGUCUCCGAUUACCUGGAUCACUCGAGUGUCAUCGCUCUCGAGUUCUUUCUCGCCCUUAUCUCCUCGCGGAAACAUCAAAUCGCCGUCCAGAUCCUUCCAUGUCGUGUCGAAGACGAACGGGAGAGCGGUGCUCUUGGGGCCCGCCUCUCGCAGCAAAUCACAAACGAUCCCUCCAUUCUGGCCUACCACAUUGACUACAGCUCCAUGGAAUACCCCAACCGCAUUCUCUCCCUCACCCUUCUCCAACCAAACAGCGCGUUCCAUGCUGUUGUCCUCCAAGAGGAGGGCUUCGGGCCCGAAGACCAGGCCAUCUUCUCCCUCUGGUCCGAACGGCUCUUCCACACCACGGGCGCAUUCCGCGCCGUGCGCGAAGUCUGGAUCACCACCGACAGCCAGCCCGGGCACCACUACUACCACAUGCUCCGGCGCGAGCUCGCGUCGCUCGCACAGAUCGAGACCCUGGUCACCGCGUACGACUGCUCCGGGUACCCCGUCCUCCCCGACCCGACGCUCGAGAUGUGCCCUCGCCUGGGGGACGCCGCCGCCCCGUGCGCGUGGACGCGCUUCCGGACGCUCCGCCUCGUCUUCGCGUACGGCGCGCGCCGGGCGGACACCUCCCCGCCGGACGAAGACUUCGCGCUCGAGUCCGGCGCGUUCUUCGACGAGCCCGCCUUCCCCGGCCCAAGCCCGCUCCCGUGGCCUGGUGCGCGCCAGCAGACGCUGCGCUUCACGGCGAUGCUCGAGCGGCUCGCGGACGACGGCGCGGGCGCGGGCGCAUUCGCGCACCUGCGCGCGGCGGGCCUCGUCGUCGCGCUCCCACCACAAAUCACGGCGCACGCGGAGGACCUCGCUGGGCUGCGCGCGCACUUCGCGGACGUGCGCGUCGAGCGCGCGGACGUGCCGCGGAUCGUGCCCGAGCUGCCGGCGUUCUGCGAGGAGCGCGAGAUGGGGAGCGAGCGGCAGCGGGAUCCGUUCUGUCCUUGGGCGGGCGCGCGGUGGUGA
Messenger RNA from Epithele typhae, 1809 nucleotides. RefSeq lists its product as uncharacterized. The record is from RefSeq and is a predicted model, not a curated record. The transcript has a single exon. Lineage: Eukaryota; Fungi; Basidiomycota; Agaricomycetes; Polyporales; Epitheliaceae. Bases 1 to 1809 code for a protein of 602 amino acids.